GUGUAUAUAGGGAGGUACUAGCAGUAGUCAUCUGAUUUUAUAUGGUUUGACGAAAUUUUAAUCCUUAAUAAUCUUGGGAUUAUAUUGUCUUAAAUUCAUUUAAAGAACAACAAUAAUGGCUCUAAAAGCUGGUGGUGAUUCUGCUAAAGUUAAUUCAGCAGUAUAUAAAGAUAAAAGCAAACCUACAGAUAUACGUCUUAGUAAUAUAAAUGCCGCUAAAGCUGUAUCAGAUGCUAUUAGGACUAGUCUAGGUCCUCGUGGAAUGGAUAAAAUGAUUCAAGCAGCUAAUGGAGAAGUAACUAUAACUAACGAUGGUGCUACAAUCUUAAAGCAAAUGAGUGUUAUUCAUCCAGCUGCAAAAAUGUUGGUGGAAUUAUCCCGAGCUCAAGAUAUAGAGGCUGGUGAUGGUACAACCUCAGUAGUUGUCAUCGCUGGUGCAUUAUUAGAUGCUGCUGAGAAGUUAUUGCAAAAAGGCAUACAUCCAACAGUAAUUUCUGAUGGAUUCCAAAAAGCUUUGCAGCUAUCAUUGCAGGUGGUAGAGGGUAUGUCAACUCCAGUGGAUCUUUCCAAUGAGGACGCCCUUUUAAAAGCUGCUGCAACUUCUCUCAAUUCCAAAGUGGUGUCACAACAUUCUACCAUUUUGGCCCCUAUUGCAGUUCAAGCAAUUUGUGCUGUAAUGGAGCCUAACGCUAACGGAGUCGGAGCAAGGGUUGACUUACGCGACGUUAAAGUGAUUGAACGAAUUGGUGGAACUGUUGAAGACACAGAAUUGAUUCAAGGGCUUGUCAUUCCACAUCGCGCCGCCAAUGUGAAUGGUCCACAUCGCAUUGAAAAGGCUAAAGUUGGACUCAUACAGUUCUGUAUAUCACCACCAAAGACUGAUAUGGAUCACAAUGUUAUAGUAUCAGAUUAUGCUGCUAUGGAUCGUGUUUUAAAAGAGGAACGUCAGUAUAUUCUGAAUAUAGUAAAACAAAUUAAGAAAGCAGGAUGUAAUGUUCUGCUGGUGCAGAAAUCGAUUUUGAGAGAUGCCUUAAGUGAUUUAGCUGUGCAUUUCUUAGAUAAAAUCAAAACUAUGGUCAUCAAGGACAUUGAGCGUGAAGAUAUUGAAUUUGUUUGUAAAACUCUCGGAUGCCGCCCUAUAGCGUCACUAGAUCAUUUCACUGCUGAGAAUCUAGUAAAUGUUGACUUAGUAGAAGAGAUUAAUGAACCAGGAGGCAAAUAUAUCAAGAUGACCGGGUGCGCUCAGGGCGGUCGCACGGUGUGCGUGAGUGUGCGCGGCUCGUCCGGCGCGGUGGUGGCGGAGGCGGCGCGGUCGCUGCACGACGCGCUGUGCGCGGUGCGGUGUGUGGCGCGCCGGCCCGCGCUGCUGCCGGGCGGGGGCGCGCCCGAGGCCGCCGCGGCCGCCGCGUUGGCGCGCGCCGCCAUCGCCGCGCCCGGCGCGCACCACUACUGCUUGCGGGCGUACGCGGACGCGCUGGAGGUGGUGCCCUCCACGCUCGCCGAGAACGCGGGUCUCAAUCCGAUUGAGACCGUGACCGAGUUGCGCGCGGCGCACGCCCGCGGCGCGGAGAGCGGCGCGUGGUGCGGCUCGGGCGUGAACGUGCGCCGCGGCCGCGUGACCGACAUGCGGCACGAGCACGUGCUGCAGCCGCUGCACGUGACCACCUCCGCGCUAGCGCUCGCCACCGAGACGGUGCGCGCCAUACUCAAGAUAGACGACAUCGUAAACACGAUGAACUAGAUGUUGUCAGCCGAGUGAAUAAAUAAUAUCUCGUAUAUAACGUGUUAAUUUACAACUAAUUGUUUGCAUUUAAUUAUGCUUAUUGAACAAGUUAGCUUUGCGUAGAAUACACAUGACUACAAAAAUGUCACAACGCUGAGCUGUUGGCGAUCGUAAAUAUUUAUAAUUUAGUUAUGAUUCCCCCUUACUAAUUGUAUUGAUAGUAUUUUAUUAAAAAUAAAAUUAAUAAACUAUGG
Diatraea saccharalis (sugarcane borer) is the source of this 1977-nucleotide messenger RNA. The record is from the annotation of a GenBank genome assembly. Lineage: Eukaryota; Metazoa; Arthropoda; Insecta; Lepidoptera; Crambidae.